UUUAUGGCAAUUUCACGCAACCUGCAAGAGGAGCAUUGAUUAUGGGCUGCGACCGCAAGUCACUACGGUUCAUCCGCAACUAGAGGAAGAAAAGGAGGAAAAGAGGCGGACAUAAAGCCGUAGAUCCUGAUUGAAUCCUGUGAAGUGUCUGUGUGCGCCGGUGACAGAAAGUGGGAGUGAACGAGCGAGCGUGCGUGAGCACUUUCACAUGGCCUCGAUGCAGGACGGGGUGAACUUCACUGCUUCCCCCUACGGCAAAGUGUUGCUGCUCGGGGCCAUUGCUGCUGCCUCGGCCUUCGUCGUCACCAUCCUCAUUGUUGUUUUGUGUGUGGGCUGCCACAGGAAGGGGAAAAGUCAGAAUGGUACUGGUGAAGAGAGGAAGCACAGACUCAUGGACAUGAGUAUAUUGCGACAGUCCAAGCUACGCUCCAUCAAAUCGUCAAAGAAGAACCGUCCGGCCAGCAUGGAUCUCCUUUUGCUGCCAAGCCGGCGCUCUAAUUCAGAUCUGCGAAACUCACAGGGUCGCCAGGGGACCCAGAUGCCUGCAGGAGAGGACGGAGAGCACACAUAUGCAGAGGUGGGGCGCCGACCGUCCCCCACACGCUGUCCCGAGGCUGCGCUCAGAGGGCGGGCUGGGGAGACGGACACCCCGGCCCCACCAGCCGUGCCCGCCAAUACCCCGGCUCCACCUGAUCCAGAUGGGGACAGCCUGGAUGGCGGGAUUCCCGAGCCUGAGACUCUUCCCCCGGUCAUGAACCCUCCUCCACAGCCUCAAGAAACAGCCGAGUAUGCAUGCAUCAGAAAAGUGCGCAAAGUGGAGAAAGCUGCCCAGAAAAGGGACAACGGCACUGAGACAGACGAGGGCCUCGGGCAGGCUCAGCGGCACAGCGGUGGAGAGAUUCGACAUGCCCCACCUAGUCAUCCAGCUCCACCCCCACCACACCCGCACAGUAUGAAGUUGCCACGCAAGAAUGUAGAGGCCUUCAACUUGCCUUUUUUCCCAAAGGAGGCAGUGUUUAUUGGAAACGGAGAGGAGUACAUAUGGAAGCCUCCAGAAGAUGAUGACUUCAUGUUCCAGCCCAAGCACAUAGGCCCUCUGAGCCCUCAUAUGGGAGACAGCAUGGCAGCUGGGAUCUCAGAUAUGUACUCUAAAGUCUGCAAACCAGGAAAGAAAAAAAGAGGCGUGCCCGGGUCACCAACAGCUCCAAGAGAGAUUGGAGGCUAUCGGACCUUGGCCCGUGGUGACCGCGAUGGUGGCUUUAACGUGGUGGUAAAACCACAAACAUGGGCACCACAGGAGGCAAAAAUAUCCAGAAUGCCCCCUGGCUCAAUGGAGGAGCACUGCUACGAAGCCAUCGGCACGGAGGAGAGUGCCGUGUCCUACGAAGCCGCGGAAGCUGGAGGAGGCUGGAAGCGAGAAAGGCCACCGCUCAAUGCAAGCGCAACCCUCCGGCCCAAGAAGAAGAAACCCCAGCAGCCUCAGCAUCAGCCACCUCCACCACCUACACAGUCUCAGCAUACACCUAAAAUGCAGCACCUGCCAGCCAAAGCUCUUCUGCUGCCGGGAGAAAAUCUUUACGAGAGCAUCCCUGACCUGAAACAGGGCUCGACCAGCUCUAGUACCACCACCAUCUUUACUUUUAAUGAUGGAAUGGAAAUGUACGUCACUGGCCUGUAGGGUUCACACUUUACAAGGAUGUAACAAGGCAACUGACAAACAACUUGCAUCCAACUUGCACCCAUUCACACAUCUUGUUUACAUUUCAGCCCGAUGGUUCCCAAGUAGCCCCACACAUUGCCUUACAGACGCGGUUCUGACAGAGGGGAAUUCUUUUACAAAAGAUAAUGGGGUUAAGUCUUUAAUGUGGAUUCCAUCAUGUCGUACAUUAGCUUGGUAUUUACACGUUGCAUUACCACUUAAUGUUAAAGGUGUACCAGUAUUAACUGCAGAUUG
Molecule: messenger RNA, 1954 nt
Organism: Trichomycterus rosablanca
Lineage: Eukaryota; Metazoa; Chordata; Actinopteri; Siluriformes; Trichomycteridae
Exons: 7
Coding region: 209-1678 (489 amino acids)
Biological process (GO): intracellular signal transduction; negative regulation of T cell activation
Cellular component (GO): membrane raft; plasma membrane
Source: RefSeq, a predicted model, not a curated record